Hibiscus syriacus is the source of this 1532-nucleotide messenger RNA. RefSeq lists its product as uncharacterized. The record is from RefSeq and is a predicted model, not a curated record. The transcript is spliced from 4 exons. The coding region runs from base 1 to 1530 and encodes 509 amino acids. NCBI's taxonomy places the organism in Eukaryota, Viridiplantae, Streptophyta, Magnoliopsida, Malvales, Malvaceae.
AUGGAUCGCACUGAGUCUGAGAGCAGGAAAGAGGGAGAUAUGGAAAUUCAUCAUUUCAGCCAUGAACAUCCAUUGAUGUUCAUCCAAGAUCAGAGCUUUGCCAGUGAAACAUAUUUUCCUCAUAAAAGAUGCGCAGAGUUAGAGUUAGCCCCCCAAAUUGAUCAUCCCUUCCACACUCAACACCCUUUGACUACUUUGCCAAAAGUACCUUACGAGGGUACUUGUGAUUUUUGUUCUAGAGAUUGUUGGGGAAUUGUUUAUCAUUGUGCUCCUUGUAUUUUCGAUCUGCACGUAAACUGUGCUUUGCUUCAAUCAUCCAUUGCUGCAGAUUUUCCUACUCGUUUGCACCGGCAUCCAUUGUUAUUCGUUCAAAAUCAUACGGAGGAAGUCAAACACAAUUGCUCUGCUUGUAAAAAUCCAUUAUUCGGACCAAUUUACCACUGCACACAUUGUUCUUUGCCUAAGUUCUUUAACCUUCAUGAUAAAUGUUCUAAUUUAGCCCUUGAGGUUAACCACCCCUAUGACCCUGACCAUCCUCUUAGUCUCUUGCUGAAACCAACUACUCAUCUGAAUAAUUGUGGUUGCUAUCUGUGCAAAAUCCAAUGGGAAGGGUUUGUUUAUUCCUGCUCUCUUUGCAACUUUGAGCUUAUCGUUGAUGAAUAUUUCGCACCAUAUUGGAUGUGCAAGAUCUGUUACGAGGAAGUCAAUAGAAGGUAUGGCAGUUACUCUUGUUCUAACACUGAUUGCAAUUAUAUUGCUCAUGUACAUUGUGCUACCAAUAAAGCAAUUUGGGAUGGAACAAUUGUCUUGGAAGACAAUGAUGACAGCUGCAAUGAAACAUUGCAUGAAUCUUUGAAUUUGAUUACGGACAUUAUCGAAAAAACGAUUAUUGGGGUUGGCUAUUCAUCAUGCCAUACUUGCUGCCGUCCUUAUCAUGGAUUUAGCUACCAACACGACGAAGAUUGCAGAUCGUCCUUUCAAUGUGACAUUCAAUGUAUUUUAUUAUCAGACACUCUAAAGCAUACGAGUCAUGAGCAUUCACUUCUUCUCGUCCACGACUUGCAAACACAGUGCAGUGGUUGUGUCGGAAUAAUGUUGAAACAUGAAAUUGCAUAUACAUGCAUGAAGCAUUGUGGUUCAACUUUACAUAUAUCGUGUGUGACACAACCGCUCAUAGCUUGGUACAAGUAUGACAAACAUGCUCUUACUCUGACAUAUUCUGAUGAUUCUAGUCCUUCUCAACAUUACUGUGAUCCGUGUGAGAACGAACGCUACCCUAAUGAUUGGUUUUACUACUGUGCCGAUUGUGAUAACUCUCUUCGUUCCAAGUGCACUUUCGGGGACCCUCAGUUUAUGAAGCUUGGAAGCAAAGUCGUAUACGGUAAUCAUCCACAUCCAUUAACUGUUGUGAAAAACAAUUGGAAUUGCCCUCCAUGUAAAGUAUGCAGUAAUCUUUGCAAUGGACUAGCCCUGGAAUGUAAAGAAUUUGAAUGCAACUUUACCAUCCACAAUUGGUGCCAUUGGCAGUGAUA